AUUGAAGAAAAUGAACGAAGGAUUCAAGGGCAGUUGAAAGAGAAAGAUGAAGAAAAGUGGCAACAUUUUCAAAAAGAGAUUGCUAGCAAUCUGAAGAAAGACAACCACGACACUGUUCUUCAGUUGGUCGAUAAGUACCUCGCAGAUUGCAAAUCUCCAGACCUCCGUCUUCAUGCACUGAUGGAAAAAGCAAAGACUUUCAUGGCAGCCUGGCAACAAACAAGAACUCUUGAUCCUGAAUCUAAUGACCUGAAAUAUCCUGUCCUUCUGAUGGAAAGUGUUCAGGAAAUGGCAAAUGGCUACAAAGACCUUCUCACCGUUGAAUACAAAAAGAAACUGUCUGGAUUUAUGCAGAAGCUAGGAUUUAGUGAUAUCGCAUCCAUGUUCUACGAUCGAGCUGAAGAACGUGAGAGAAAGACUAAAGAGCUAUCUGCCCAUACCUCAAGCGUAAGAUUCCAACUUGAGCACAUGGGCCAUUUGCUGAAAAGAGCCGAAAGAACUGACCCCGACCCCAGGGUCGACCAUUUUAUUCCAGAUACAUGGCAGCGUGAACUUCUUGACGCUGUGGAUAAAAACGAGUCAGCAAUAGUAGUGGCACCCACCUCGUCAGGAAAGACUUACGCCUCAUACUACUGCAUGGAGAAAGUAUUGAGACAAGACAACGAUGGUGUUGUGGUCUAUGUUUCCCCAACGAAGGCUUUGGUGAAUCAAGUUGUUGCUACAGUUUACGCUCGCUUUCAUCGUAAACAGCUUCCAGAGGGUAGAGCAGUGUAUGGUGUUUUCACAAGGGAUUAUCGAUUCAAUACGUUGAAUUCUCAGAUCCUUGUUACAGUUCCUCAGUGUUUGGAGAUACUUUUUCUCUCGCCCCGUCGACAGGAUUGGACAAAGAACGUUAGAUACGUAAUCUUCGAUGAGGUUCAUUGUCUUGGUCAAGAGAUCGGUGCUGAAGUCUGGGAGCAUCUCCUUUUACUUAUUCGUUGUCCCUUCCUGGCACUCUCUGCAACCAUUGGAAAUCCAGAUGAUCUCAUGCAGUGGUUACAAGCUUCCCAAGACUUUCGUGAACAGCAAGACAAGCUAGAAAAUGUCAAGCUGAGGACGUCGUACAAAAUAAGGCUGGUUACUUGUCCUGAGAGGUACUCAGAUCUAGAAAAGAGUAUAUACCUUCCAAGUCCCAGUAAUGGCGGAUUUUCAAGUAAGUCACAAGAAUAUGAAGGUACUUACGAACUCAAGGGCACGGAAGAGUUUGUCAGACUUCACCCAUGUGCACAGCUCGGAUUCAAACAGUUGCGAGAAAAUUCUUUGCCUGGUGAUAUGGUUCUCACUCCACAAGAAACUUUGCGGCUGUAUGACGUCAUGGUUCAGCAUUGGCCUGAAAAGGAAUCAUUACAGAAACUUUUUCCAGAGAAAUAUUUUUUGGAAACUGAGUUUAUUCAGAAAGACCAUGUUCGGCAAUACGAGAGUGAGGUAAAAGCAGAAUUCAAGUCCUGGGCGGAUGAAGGGCAGGUGGAAAAGGUGAAAUCCGUUAUUCGGUCGUUAAACGACGAGUACAUUCAAAAGGGGUUGUCAACUGAGGAGGAAUGGAACAAGCUGAAAAAGCCUUCAUCUGGUACAGAUUUCAUCCGGUAUAAUUUCACAAAGCUCGUUGACCAGCUGAGAGCUCAAAAUAAGUUGCCAGCCCUGGUUUUCAGUUUUGAUCGUCAGCUCUGCGAAGUUCUGGCGGAAGAUCUCACGGUUCAACUUGAACAACGAGAAAUAGAUCUGAAAGCACGACUUGGCAUGAGAAAUGCAAAAUUUUUGGAAAGGAAGCAAGUUAAAGCUGAAAAGAUAGCGAAAAGGAACAGAGAUAAAGCUGAGAAGCGCAAAGGAAAAAGUGGCCAUACAGAAGAGCAAGAUGAGAUGGAAGGAGAAGAUCAAGGUGGAGAGGAUUUAGACAAGCCUUUACCUGAAUGUACACUUGCCUUUACCCACGGAAUUGGAAAUGAGGAUUUCAACAAGAUAAUGAGUCGCAUAUGGAAUGAGCGCAGCAGGGACCCUUUCAAACGCGGCUUGAAGCGAGGAAUUAGCUACCAUCAUGCUGGACUAAACAACAAAAUGCGAUCCGUCGUGGAAAUGCUAUUUAGGGAGAGGUAUCUUCAGGUUGUCACGGCAACAGGAACCCUGGCCCUUGGUAUUCAUAUGCCUUGUAAGACAGUUGUGUUUGCUGGAGACUCUCCAUUCCUUACCUCGCUACAGUACAGACAGAUGUCUGGAAGGGCGGGUCGAAGAGGCUUUGAUCCCGUGGGAAAUGUUGUGUUUUUCGGAAUCCCUUAUCGUAAAGUCCAACGCCUAAUCACCGCAAACAUCCCAAAGCUUGUGGGAAACUUUCCCAUCAAUGUAUCUCUGGUACUGCGCCUGCUCCUUAUGACGUCAAAAGGAGACGAUCCACAAGAUGCGUUAACUAAGGCUCUGACCCUGCUGUCUCACCCUUUCAUCUGCCGAAAACACCCUGAGAUGGAAAGGCAAAUCAAGAAACAUUUCCUGUUCAGUGUUGAACUUCUUACCAGAUUGGGUCUUGUAAAAAAAGAAAACGGAGCUCCACAAGAGAUGGCAGGAUUAGCGACCCAUCUUCACUACCAUGAACCUUCCAACUAUAUUCUGGUCAGUUUUCUACGACGUGGUCUCUUUCACAAGCUUUGUAAGCCUGGGAAAAAUGGUGAAUUUUCUCAAGAAGUCAUGAGGACGAUAGUGCUUGUUAUAAGCCACUUGAUCGGAAGAAAAGUUGUUCACCGCUCUCUGAUGCGAAGAAUUUCAAAGUGCUCUGCUUCAAAAGUAAUAUUGGAGCCUCUUCCGACGGACUUUUCUGAAGCUCUGGGCGACUACAAUCGUCAGGUUACAAAUAUUUUCAGCCAAUACCUCGCCUCAGUUGCUAAGGACCUUGAAAAGGAAUGCGGGGAGGAUAUUAAACUCCCCUUAUCGGGCAUAGAAUUUCCAGCAAAAGCAAGCAUUGCUGAAGACCUUAACAAGUACCAUGCAUUGAAAAGUCUCGCAAACACUUCUAUUCCGUACUCGGCCUGUUCUUCCUUCGCUGCACUGUCAGGAAAUACGGACUUACAGCUACAUUCCAUUAACCCUGCAUCAGCUGAAGCCCGGGAGUCAGAAGACGACGAGGAACAGCAAAUAGAUCUUUUACUCAAGAUUGUUCGUCAAGAUGUCUACACAGACUUGAAUGUCGUGCCUACUCUUUCAGUCAGAGGUUCUCAACACUUAAAUGCGUAUGCAUUGGACUUUUUCAAACAUGGGUCGUCUAAAGUUGUUGAGCGGGAAAAUGGUAUCAAAUCUGGCGAAGUUUUCACUACUCUGAAGGAUUUUUAUCUGACCAUUAAAUCAAUCAGCACUUCAUUGGAAGAGAUGGGUCCUGAAAACGACAAUGUAGUACGGGCGUUUAAACAACUGGCCCGAGAGUACGGAGAAAAAUUCAAUAAACGGUUCAAGUCGGACGUAUGACACAGUAAACAUCUUGGAAUCGUUUUUCUUGAGGGAGUUUGGAAGAGGUUCACUUGACCUUUGUUAUGCUCUUUUUUACCAUAGUUUGGAAGGAAGAUCUGGGUAGUCUACUGGUUUCUGCACUUAAUUCAUGUUUCAGAGGCCUCGGCCUAUACCGACGAACUGUGUCAUGCUGAACGAACGUAGACAGUCUCUAAAUUUGACUCUUAAAGUGAUAUGCAUUAAAUUUCCCCCUAUAGAAUCUUCCCUGAAUUAAACAUCAAGGUCAUGUGGAUAAAAGAAACUACAGUGAACUCACGAUACUCACGACUGUUCCACAAAUCCUCUUUAGGAGAUGUAUAGAGUAUCGCAUGGAGAGCUUGCAUACUAAAAACCAACAUUCCAAAUUCCAAUUCGAUCUGGAACAGUGGACAAGAAUAGCCACCCAGUGAAUGUCCAUUGUUAAAUCAUUUAUUUAUUCAUUUAUUUAUUUAUUUACUAAUGUUAGGGUGUUAAUGCAUAAUAAGAUGGCUUUUCAAGUUGUUAGUAACACAUUUUCCACAGGAUGCAGAAGCAGUAUAAAUUAUUUAAAUAAGGUGUCGAUUAAUUCGAAACCUCAACAUCCCCCCCCCCCCGUGCAUUUGAACUUUUAGAAUGUUGGGUAGUUCACAUCUCCCUCCCCCUCCCUCCCCCCUCAGCCAAAAUUGCGUUCAAAUGCCCCACUUAACGAUUCUUAGCAUAAUCAACGAAUGUUGUAGAAUUUAGCAAAGUCACGUAUUAGUUCUUGGUGCUGUUGGGUUUUUUGCUGAUAAGAAUCAUUGCACGAUGUGAAAAUUUUCUUUCUGCCCAUGAAGCGGACCCUUUACCUUAAAACUCCUCCAUAUAAACACGAGUAUGGCGCUGGAAAGACUUGACACUUCUGGUUCAAAUUCCCCACCUUACUCAGGCAAGGCUCAAAUUUCCCGUCCCAGUCCCAGUCCGGGCACGGACGACAGUCCGGGUAGCUCGUAGGGGGAAAGGAAUGUUGAAGGUUCGAAUUCAUCGGCGGAUAAAUUUGGCGAGAAACCUUGGCCCACUAUUUAAAAGUAAUGAAAUAACAGGAUAACGUAUCGCUUGGCUGUUUGUUUGCUGUAUUUAACAAAUUUUGACGACAAUUUUCAACAAUGUUCAAAACUAAUGGAUGGCAAUAAACUCUGUUACCUUGAA
This is a messenger RNA of Stylophora pistillata, 4668 nucleotides long. RefSeq names its product putative ATP-dependent RNA helicase DDX60. NCBI's taxonomy places the organism in Eukaryota, Metazoa, Cnidaria, Anthozoa, Scleractinia, Pocilloporidae. Gene Ontology annotation, cellular component: cytoplasm. The record is from RefSeq and is a predicted model, not a curated record. Gene Ontology annotation, molecular function: ATP binding; nucleic acid binding.